Haliaeetus leucocephalus (bald eagle) is the source of this 1504-nucleotide messenger RNA. It is a transcript of the gene ST8SIA6, whose product is annotated as ST8 alpha-N-acetyl-neuraminide alpha-2,8-sialyltransferase 6. Gene Ontology annotation, molecular function: alpha-N-acetylneuraminate alpha-2,8-sialyltransferase activity. The record is from RefSeq and is a predicted model, not a curated record. The transcript has 9 exons. Bases 1 to 1215 code for a protein of 404 amino acids. Gene Ontology annotation, biological process: oligosaccharide metabolic process; N-glycan processing. NCBI's taxonomy places the organism in Eukaryota, Metazoa, Chordata, Aves, Accipitriformes, Accipitridae.
AUGCGGGCUGUCGUCGCCUUGGCCGCGGCGCUGGGCAGCCUGCUGCUCGGCGGCUGCCUCCUGCGCCUGGGCGGCCAGCAGCCCCUCCGCGCCAGUCCCGUCUUGCUUGCCAGGGGCUGGGAGGAGGACGCGGGAGUAGCUACUGUCACGCCGAAAGUGGUGCGAGCCCUCAGGUCCCCCCUAACGUCCCUUCCUCAGACCGAGAACAGAAAACCCGUUAAUAAAAAUGGAAUUUACCAGUUCGAACAGGCUUCAAAAUGUAAGGCAAUUCAGGACAACAUUUUGUCAUCAUCUAUCAAGAAGAAAAGAUAUUCAGAAGAUUAUUAUCUUCACAUAGUCACAAAACUGCAGAACUGCACCUGGAUAAGGAGACCAGAAGAAUCUACAAAGUUCAGGUCAGAAUUAGCUUCCUGCUGUGAUGCAGUUCACAAUUUUAUUGCUUCUCAAAACAACAGCCCACUGGGAAGUAACAUGAGUUACGAAGUGGACAGUAAAAAGACCAUCCUCAUUACAGAGGACAUUUUUAAGAUGCUGCCUGUGUCUUCUCCUCUUUCAGUCUAUCCCUUCAAGACCUGUGCUGUGGUUGGAAAUGGAGGCAUUCUGAAAAAUUCCAGUUGUGGAGCUGAAAUCGAUCAUUCUGACUUUGUGUUUAGGUGUAACCUCCCUCCAACCACGGGAAGCAUUAGCAAAGAUGUUGGCAAUAAAACAAACCUUGUGACUGUUAAUCCGAGUAUCAUAGCUCAGAAAUACAACAAACUGAAUGAAAAGAAAACAGAAUUUCUGGAGAACAUUGCGGUCUAUGGAGAUGCUUUUCUUUUAUUGCCAGCAUUUUCCUUCAGAAGCAACACAGCCACUUCUUUUAAAGUAUAUCACACUCUGCAAGAGUUCAAAGCAACCCAAAGGGCAAUAUUUUUUCACCCCACUUAUCUGAAAAGUCUUGCCCAGUUCUGGAGAACUAAGGGUGUGAAAGCCUACCGGUUAUCAUCUGGUUUUAUGAUCACUAGUGCUGCUCUUGAGCUGUGUGAGAAUGUGAAGCUCUAUGGCUUCUGGCCUUUCUCAAAAUCCACAGAGAAGAUGCCAAUUAGCCACCACUAUUACGACAACCAGCUGCCUAAACCAGGUUUCCAUGCAAUGCCCAAAGAAUACAACCAGAUCCUUCAGCUUCAUGGCAAAGGCAUUUUGAAGUUGCAGUUUGGUAAAUGUGAAUCAGACUAAAAAGGGUGAUCAUCCUAAGGAGACAAUUUGUGUGUAUCUCAGCAGUUCGGUGUUGGAUUUGAUCUGAUGUGAUUUUGUGAGCAUUAAACUGCAUUAUUACAAUAGAGAAAUAUUUUACACUUGGGGAGAAAAGAAAGUGAUUUUUUCACACAGUGACUGCUACAUUUCUGAAUUUUGAGCAAUCAUUUUUUUAAAUACAAAAUAACAUUUAUUUGGGAAAUUAUGAAACUCCUGACUAUUGGUUUAAUUGUAGCAAAGCACAAUCUCAGGAUGGUGGCAAUAUGCACAU